Nematostella vectensis (starlet sea anemone) is the source of this 1844-nucleotide messenger RNA. RefSeq lists its product as uncharacterized. The coding region runs from base 362 to 1624 and encodes 420 amino acids. Lineage: Eukaryota; Metazoa; Cnidaria; Anthozoa; Actiniaria; Edwardsiidae. The record is from RefSeq and is a predicted model, not a curated record. The transcript is spliced from 2 exons.
AAUAAAAACAGGUUACAUUAGAUCAGGUUUUGUGGAAGAGAAGUUUUUGUCACAGUUUUUGUCACGUGUGUGACUGCUACGUGUGUGAAAUCUUAAAAAUAUCUACAAAAAAGAGCUUUACAUUAGUUAAAAAUAAGUAAAAUUUCCAUCCAACUACAUAGAUUAUUGUAUAUAAGAAAACUGUGAUUAAAAUUUCAACUUUGGCCUUGAAUAGUUUCAAGAAUCAAGCUUCUAGUAUGCACAUAUAUGCAUUUUUACUCUAUUAUAAAUUCCUUUUUGAGCCCGCAAUAUUUGGCUUCAGCUGUAAUUCACUUUGCACAUGAGCACAAGAGAUUUGCAUAUGACCUAGUGAAGGACUUGAAUGAUGGAGGCCAGAGAAGCAAAUGAUGCACAUAAAGCCUCAAAUUCAGCACCAAGACUAUCAGGAUCUGAAAGAAAUAAAAGAUGGCGUGAGAAGAAGGGGGCUGAAUUUAAGAAAGCUGAGAGCCAGAGAAUUGAGAAAAGAAGGAAGAGAAGAGUUACAGAAAUGUCUGAAGCAGACUUGAAGAAGUACAAGAUGGCAGCAGCUGACCGCAAAAGAAAAAGUCGCAUGCUAAAAAGGCAGAAAGAGGUAGAAGAAAGCAGGGGGACUUCUUCAACAGAAACAACAAGUCCUUCAGCAUCAACCAGUUAUCAGCCAUUUAAAAGACCGCAGUCCCUUGGAAAGGCAAUAAACAGGACGAUUAGGUCUUUGCCCCAGUCUCCAAGGAAGAGACAAGUGGUGGUCAGUGGCCUUGCAAAACGCUUUGCCAUAAAUGUAGAAAAAGAAAUGGAAGCUUCGUUGUCAGGAGGUGGAAAUGCCCUGUCUGAUGAAGUGCGGAGCACAGUCCUCCACUUCUUCUUUAGAUCUGAUGUGUCAUACACCAUGCCAGGACUAAAGGAUGAGAUGACUAUCUGGAAGAAUGGGAAGAAAGAACACCUUCGUAAACACUAUCUGACCAUGUUUUUACGCGAAGCAUUUGCAGUCUUUCAAGCUACACAUCCUGCAGUGAGCAUUGGCUUCUCGACAUUCUGCCGCCUACGACCUGCAAAUGUACUGCUACUGAAGAAUACUCCAAAAGACCAAUGCAAGUGCAAGAUUCAUGAGAACUUUCGUUUGAAGUUAAAAGGUCUUGACAGUACUGUCAAGCACGACGUCUGGGAGACCAUUCUUUGCAACUCGAGUGACCUUCAGUCAAACUGUUGGAUGGGAAUCUGUGAGACAUGUAAAGAUGGAAAGUUGCUAGAAGCUAAGUUUUCCACAGAGCUUGACAUGUCUAAAAAAACGGAAUGGUUUCAGUGGGAGACAGAUGCAAAUGACAUGCUAAGAAAACAAGCAAAGAGAGGCUGCUAUGGGGAACUUGUAGAGCUUGUCAUACAGACACUUCCAGAAGCACAGGAGCACACAAGAGUCAAAAGGAUCCAAAGUGAUGCAUUUGAAAUGCUCAAAGAAAGCAAUUGGAUUUUGCAGAUAGAUUUUGCUAUGGCAUACUCUUGUGAGUACCAAGAUGAGGUACAAUCCGCGCUCUGGAGCCGUGCAAGUGUUACGCUGUUCACGGCAGCAGUAUUCUACAAAGAAACAACUAAGACAUAUCUGAUAUGUUAAGAUACAAAGGAUAAAGGGAAGGAUACUGUAUAUACCUUUAUCAACCAGCUAUAUGACCACAUUGUGCAGGAUGUUCCCACAUCUGAUGGUGCUGGUGAUGUCAUGUUUAGUGAUGGGCCGUCCUCAGAAUUUAAAAACAAAUUCUGCAUGAAGAUUCUUUAUUGCCUAGCCCAGAAAUUACAGAAAAAUUUCUCAUGGAAAUACUUUGCCUCUUCACAUG